CCCCUGCACGGGAUUUAUUCGACCAGACCGCGCUCAGUUCACCAUGCAGAGACCGAGCAGUGCGGGAACGGCAUUUUCCAUUGAUUCUUUGAUUGGUACUCCACAUCCCCGGCCGGGCCACCUGCUGUACACGGGCUACCCGAUGUUUAUGCCGUACCGACCGCUUAUGAUUCCACAAGCCCUGUCUCAUUCGUCAUUAUCGUCGGGUAUCCCUCCCUUGGCACCGCUGGCAUCGUUCGCGGGGCGUCUGACCAACACUUUUUGCGCGGGGUUGGGGCAGGGGAUGCCCUCCAUGGUGGCGCUCACCGCCACCCUGCCCAGUUUCUCGGACCCUCCAGAUAGUUUCUAUCCCCCGCAGGAGAUGCCGGGACCCCGGUUAGGCGCGGACGGGACGGGGAUGAACCGGCAGGAGAGCCCGCAUGACGAGCUCAAGGGUUCUGAAAUCCUCAAUUUCACGGAAACUUUUCAGGCGGUUGCAGGCGAAACCAAGCUCUACAGUUCAGAUGAUGAGAAACUGGACCUGAAAUCAGCGGAGGCCGCGUGCAGUGACAGGGAGGACAGUUCAGCCGACAGCGAGAACGAAAGCUUCUCCGACGGGAACACCUGCGCUUCAGCGUCCCAGAAAAGCAAACUCAAAGGCGGCUCACAGGACACGUUACCACCGGGCGGCUCGGCGGGAAAGAGCCGGAGGAGGCGGACUGCUUUCACUAGCGAACAGCUGCUGGAACUCGAGAAGGAGUUUCACUGUAAGAAGUAUCUGUCCCUCACCGAGCGCUCUCAGAUCGCGCACGCACUCAAACUCAGCGAGGUCCAGGUCAAAAUCUGGUUCCAGAACCGCAGAGCCAAAUGGAAACGGAUCAAAGCCGGGAACGUCAACAACAGAUCCGGGGAGCCCGUCCGGAACCCCAAAAUCGUGGUGCCCAUUCCCGUGCACGUCAACAGGUUCGCGGUUCGGAGUCAACAUCAACAGAUCGAACCGGGCAGCAGGCCAUGAACUCCUCAAUGAAAAUGACCCUGAACUCCUCAAACGAACAUUUACAUGACCCACGUUCCCACAGGUCAGGGGUCACACGCUACAGAUGCAUGAAGCACACCUAAAAGGAGAUCAUUCCAGUAUCUAGAAGGAUAUUCAGUGACUUUUAGGAGACACUUUGUCGACUUUCAAUUAAAAACA
Sinocyclocheilus rhinocerous is the source of this 1174-nucleotide messenger RNA. Its product is annotated as homeobox protein GBX-1-like. Gene Ontology annotation, cellular component: nucleus. Bases 44 to 994 code for a protein of 316 amino acids. Gene Ontology annotation, molecular function: DNA-binding transcription factor activity, RNA polymerase II-specific; RNA polymerase II transcription regulatory region sequence-specific DNA binding. Gene Ontology annotation, biological process: regulation of transcription by RNA polymerase II; regulation of nervous system development. The record is from RefSeq and is a predicted model, not a curated record. NCBI's taxonomy places the organism in Eukaryota, Metazoa, Chordata, Actinopteri, Cypriniformes, Cyprinidae. The transcript has 2 exons.